Molecule: messenger RNA, 3077 nt
Organism: Centrocercus urophasianus (Greater sage-grouse)
Lineage: Eukaryota; Metazoa; Chordata; Aves; Galliformes; Phasianidae
Gene: TCAIM
Product: T cell activation inhibitor, mitochondrial
Exons: 11
Coding region: 264-1610 (448 amino acids)
Cellular component (GO): mitochondrion
Source: RefSeq, a predicted model, not a curated record
GAGCCCCGAAAAACGCUGGCGGUCGGGUUGCCGUAGCCUCCUUUCCUCGGCGAGCACUGCUAGAAUCCGCACUCCGAACGCAGUCGCCUCUUUUGUUGACGCGUGGUUCUCCUUCGUGCUGCCGUGAGAAUCCGGCACGGGUGAACGGCCCGAUUCACCGCCGUGCUCGCGGUAUGGAAGCGGCAGCGCGGCGUCGGGUUGGCGAAGGCUUGGGCAGAAGUGAUUGGAUGGAUGAAAGUUUUCCGGAGCACUGAGUUGCUGAAAUGUUUUGCUGUUUGAGAGUUGUGAGAAGGUUAUGUCUGGAGAAGAUAUUGCUACAAUGCAUUAUCCAGUCAAGAACUUUGUCAGGAGCUGAUGCCAUCCAUGCUCUCAAACCUUUCUACUUUGCUGUGCAUCCAGAUUUCUUUGGCCAGCAUCCCAAAGAGAGGGCAGUAAAUGAAAACUCUCUGAAGAGGUUAAAUGGCUACUUGGAGAAUCUACAGAAACCAGGAUUUCAGUCCUUUAAGCCAACUCAGCUUACCUUUUAUGUAAGAGAAAGAGAACCAAACUCUUCUAAUGUUCAAGAAUCCUUCAGUACUUCAGGGUUUCGAGCCGUCAGUUUUACUUUACACACACGAGAUCUCCUGAGCACAGUAUUGGAUAUUCUCAACUCCUGCAGUUUAUCUACAGAGCAUAUUCAGAGUUUGAGUGUGAACUCUCAGCCCCAUAAGGAGGCGAAAAGGACGCCGAACAGACCUAUCAAAUGGGAUAAGACUUACUAUUCAUUUACUGGAUUCAAGGAUCCUGAGGAAGAACUUGACCAAGCCCAAAGAGUGGAAACAACUUUAAUAUCCUGGUUGGAUGGUAAUGAAGCGAGUGCAGUUGUAAAGCUGAAGAAGAGUUUGCCACUUAGGGAAGAACUAGAACGUUUAAAGUUUGAGCUCUCUCACCAACUCCAGCUCUCAGAUAUCAGGUGGCAGAGAAGCUGGGGUAUUGCUCAUCGCUGUAGCCAGCUGCACAGUCUAGGUCGCUUAGUCCAACAGAGACCUGAAGUAUUAAAGAAUGUCAAAGGACGCACGGUGGUUUUCACAGAGCGCUCAGGUAUGAGUGCAGCAGGCCACAUAAUGCUGGGGACCAUGGAUGUUCACCAUCACUGGACCAAAAUUUUUGAGAGAUUGCCAAAUUAUUAUAAACUUCAGGAGAGGCUGCUGUUCUUGGAAGAUCGGAUAAGCCAACUUCUGGGAGGCAUACAAGUAAUAUAUAUAGAAGAGCUGCAACCUCUCUUGACUUUGGAAGAGUACUAUGACACUCUGGAUUCUUUCUAUAACAAACUACUUGACAGUCGACUGCCUUUUCAUCCACAGAGUCUGAGAGGCUUGCAAAUGAUUCUAGAAAGUGAUAGAUACACGCCAAGCUUACAUGAAUUUGGACACUUUACCAUCCCUACAGUCUGUGAUCCAGCAACCCUUCGAUGGUUUAUUAUUGCCAAAGCACAGGAAGCAAGAGAGAAUCUGAAAAGAAGGGAAGACUUAUGUUUUGUGGCUCCAGUGUAUCCUGUGGCAGCAAACUGUGCAGUUGGAUUAUGUUUGCCGUGCACGUUAAGGAGGAAUGAGGUAUCCUUUGUUUUAUAAACCUGCAGCCUGAUUAUUUCUUUUGGCACUCUUGUUCUUCUUCCAUAGGUAACAUAAAAAAGUUAUUCUGUAUUUAUCACCUUUUCCUUUUGGUGUAUGUGUGGAUAUGUGAUAUUUCUCUGUUGUUAACAUCUUACUGAGUCUGAAAAUUCCUAUUCCAUUUAUUCCUUCCUUGAACAGAAUUCAUUCUGUACUUCUCAACAUUUUCCUAACCCUCUUUGUUGUUGUUAAAGGGAAUCUGAGAGAAAGGAAAGUAGCUGGGCUUCUGUAUGGUUUGCUAUGCUGGAGAAUUUGGAUAUUACUCUUCUACAAAAUUGUGUUACCUACAUGAAUAAUGAUGUCAGUUGUAACACAGGAUUUAAUAUGAAUUUACUUCACUUUUGUGUAGUGUCUGUUUUAUAUUGUGUUUUAUUGACAUCUAAGCAUCUUCGAGGAAGCAACUAAAAAUAAGCCUGUGUUUCUCACUGUGUGCAGCUAAUUUGAUAUCCUUAAGGGAGCUUGAGGCUUCACUGAAGGGGAGAUCUUGGCUCACAGGUGUCAGAGAGUGUGCAGUGCUGUGCAAAUGCAAGCAGCUCCUGCACUCACCUCAGCUGAAGAGUUGAGCCCCUUCAGCAGACAUUCAGUGCGGGUCUCAGUAGCUGUGACCAUACUUAGUUUUGGGCUCUUCUCACAGUAGUGCUCAUUAGAUGAGAGGUAGCACCAGCUCUGGAAUCUGGUGAUACAGAGUCAUCCCACCUCUGAUGCUGCAGAUGCUGUCAGACCAAGCUGAAUCCAAGCUGACCUAACAGCAGCACUAUGCUCCAGUCCCUCUGCAUUUCGAGGUCUGGUCCAGUCCAGAGCCAGCAGGAGAUGUGGGAGUCUGUAAACUCAGUGUGUAGCAGUUUUCUGAUCACCAGCUGACUCUAGAAGAGGUGUAGCUGUGUUAAUGUGGCACAGUGCCUGAGCUACAGUCUUUCUGAAUCUUCACUGUAUUCAGAUCAUACGAUCCACAGUUUCAGACACUCUUGAUUCUGCAGAUUAACUUUUUUCUGAGUAGCCUGAAUGUCUGGGGUGAAUUUAAAAAAGAGCAAACAUCUGUAAGCUGUUGUUUCACUACCCUGUAUGCUUCCUGCAAUUAGUAAGUUAGUAAUGCAUGUAAGAUGAUUGUAUCUGUCAUCCAUUGUUUUUUUUUUAAGACGUGCAGAGAUCAUUGGUCUUGGUUGAGAAGGCAGGGUAGUUACUAAUAUGAUUUUACUCUUGAAGCUUGUACUUUCAUGGUUUUUAACUUCUGUCUCAUAUUAAAAAUGGAGCCUCUGUGGAUUCUUCUUCUUGGUAUUUCUCUGACUACCUGGUUGGUUUAAAAAAAAAAAAAGAUUUUGAAGGCUUUGAAGUGUGUGGGCACGCUGCUGUGCAGUCCUGGAAGCACGUGUAGUCCAGCUUUUUUCUUAAGUUCAAUACUUGCAGAAGUUCUAAUUUUGUCUGUGUACC